AUGGCAGGGUUCCUCCUCGGCGCUGGGUCCGGCGUGCUCGCCGGCGCGGCAGUGUACUACACCAUUUCGACGACGAUGGCCCACAGUACCGACCAGAUCCGCCGGGACCUCUACACUUCGGCGGCUCUUCUCGAGCGGAGCUUCGACGAGGCCCCGGGUCCUGCACCCUCGAGCUUUGUUGGGCCACGCGCCGGACCGCCCCCCUUCUCCGAGCUUCUCAAGCAGCGGUGGAACGCUGCGCUAGGCGGCGCGUACGCGCACGCGCGCGAGACGGACUGGAUCGCUCUGGGCGGAGAAGCGGUCGAUGGCGUGCGUGGCCAGAUUUCCAAGCUGUCCGCCGCGGCGGACGAGACGGUCGCCGACGCUGUUGAGGGACGCGCAGUGGAGGCGAUCGCGGCCGUUGACGGAGCAGCGAACGCAGCUGCCUCCAACUUCGAAAAGGCCAUUGAGCCUGUCAUGGGGCGGAAUGGCGACAACGUGCACGUUGACCGUGGACUGAAGGCGUCAGAGCGCGGCAUCAAGAGCCCUAAGCGCCUCGUCUAG
Messenger RNA from Cutaneotrichosporon cavernicola, 543 nucleotides. RefSeq lists its product as uncharacterized. Lineage: Eukaryota; Fungi; Basidiomycota; Tremellomycetes; Trichosporonales; Trichosporonaceae. The transcript has 2 exons. Gene Ontology annotation, cellular component: MICOS complex; mitochondrial crista junction. Bases 1 to 543 code for a protein of 180 amino acids. The record is from RefSeq and is a predicted model, not a curated record. Gene Ontology annotation, biological process: cristae formation.